This is a messenger RNA of Trypanosoma rangeli, 1038 nucleotides long. RefSeq lists its product as uncharacterized. NCBI's taxonomy places the organism in Eukaryota, Euglenozoa, Kinetoplastea, Trypanosomatida, Trypanosomatidae. The record is from RefSeq and is a predicted model, not a curated record. The annotation marks the transcript as partial. The transcript has a single exon.
CAGCAAUGUGCCGAUGCGGAGCGGGGUCGCGAGGCGGCAGAGGCAGCCCUACAGCGUGUGGAGGCCGAGAUGAAGCAGACGCACGCCAAGCUGCAGGAGGAGCUCGAGGCGGCGCUUCUCGAGGCGAACGAACGCAUUGCAGAGCACGAUGAGCUGCUUCAGCAGAAGCUUGAGGAACAGGGGGAAUAUUAUGAGAAAUUACUUGAGGAAAAGUCGCGGUUGGAGCCCGUGCCGGCGGAUGGUGCUGAGUUGGGUGAUGCGCUGCAUUGGAAGGCGGAGAGCGACGGGCUUAUGGAGGAGGCGCAGCCUGCUGAGCAGCCACGUCGUGCAGCUGCGGCGUCCAGGAACCCCUUCGCCAGCAUGAGUGUGCCGUCUCAGCAGCCAGACUCCCUCGUUGACCAGGGCGGCGAUGACGAUGAUGUGUUUGGUUCUGGCGCGUUGCAGCACCCCACGGUGGCAGGCGAUGUCGUGUCUGGGGAGCGACCGGCUGAGCUGAAGGCCCUUGUGGCCGAGCUGCGGGGACGGCUUGCGGAGAUGGAGGCCGGGCUCUCGAGUGCCACUCUGGCCCGCGAUGGCGCGAUGGACGAGGUAAAGCGCCUGGCGCAGCAAUGUGCCGAUGCGGAGCGGGGUCGCGAGGCGGCAGAGGCAGCCCUACAGCGUGUGGAGGCCGAGAUGAAGCAGACGCACGCCAAGCUGCAGGAGGAGCUCGAGGCGGCGCUUCUCGAGGCGAACGAACGCAUUGCAGAGCACGAUGAGCUGCUUCAGCAGAAGCUUGAGGAACAGGGGGAAUAUUAUGAGAAAUUACUUGAGGAAAAGUCGCGGUUGGAGCCCGUGCCGGCGGAUGGUGCUGAGUUGGGUGAUGCGCUGCAUUGGAAGGCGGAGAGCGACGGGCUUAUGGAGGAGGCGCAGCCUGCUGAGCAGCCACGUCGUGCAGCUGCGGCGUCCAGGAACCCCUUCGCCAGCAUGAGUGUGCCGUCUCAGCAGCCAGACUCCCUCGUUGACCAGGGCGGCGAUGACGAUGAUGUGUUUGGUUCUGGC